CAAUGUUGCCAAGGUACUGAGCUCAAACAAUUUGUGAGGGCUGAUGUUUUGCCUCAAAAUUCUAGCUUUAUAUCUUCAUUUUGGUUUAGCUUAUCUUUUGGAAAAAGGUUCUCCUGAUUAAAUAGUGAACAGGCUAUUUAUGAGUGUGGCUCACUGACUUUAAAUCCACCGACAAUGCCAGUUUACGUGAGGAAAAACUUGAUGUCCAUUACGCCGGACACGCUGAGCAAUCUGUCCAGCGACGACGAUGACUACGCCACAGAUCCGGACCAAAUGUUCGACAAGUUACCGCAGCCUUUCAGAUUGGUAGACAAGAUUGUAAACCGGAUUUUCGACGUAGCUUGGGAGCAAAUAAGUGCAAGAGAGGCUGCUGCUGAAGAACUGCGAAAUCGAGAACCUGUCCCUGAAUAUGAACACACUGCAAUUGCUCAGGAGAAUGAGGACAUUUUGUGCAUGGCUGGUAGCCCGGAUGGGAGUGCUGUAUUUUUAGGACUCAACAAAGGCCUUCUCGCACUUCAUGCUACACUACACAAUCCCAUUGCAUCAUGGGAAGAAGAGGGUGCUGCACUCACUACCAUAAAGAGCACACAGAUUGGGGUUCAGAUGUGCUUGGUUGCUACACUCGAUGCCAAUGAUGUUUGCCGGUUAUUCUGUUUCAGUGGAUCAGCUCUGCUAUUAUUGAAAACCUUUGAUUCAGAAAUACCAUCCAAUGCCCAUGUCGUUGCCAUGCAUCUUUCCAGGGAUGGUGAUUAUAUUGCUCUUACAUUGGAAAAGGGAGAUAAAGAUGACAACACAGAAUCCUGGAUAGAUGUCUUUAAGCUUCCUAGAGACAACUGGGUGAGAGAUGUGGAGGCUGCCAUAGCCAAGCAGCAGCAACAACAGCCAGGUCACACUAAGAGCACAGAAGAUCUUUCUAAUGCACAGGAGGGUACCGGGGAUGGUUCGCAGAGUGAUGCCAUUGAAUACAGCCACCCCAUGGAAGGGCUCUCAAUGCCUUCAAAUAGACCCAAGUCUGUGACCUCACAGGACACACCACGAACCGUGACACCCACAGCAGCAGUGACGGUGCCCCAAACGGGUGCCUCUACCACAGCACCAGAAUGGAACCCUGCAUCCCUCUCUAAACCAACCACUUUACUUAGAGUGAAACCACUCCCAGACCAACUAUCAGCUGCGAGUAGCGUUCCUCACCCAGGUCAACCCACCCCAGCAUCAGAGGAGUGGUGUUCAACUGUUGGUCAGGGUAGCAGGCAUCUCAUACAAUCAGAGCAUCUUAACACAAGAAGACUGGCUGCCGAUCAAGUCUUAGGGCCUUACACAGACCCAAAGUACCACAUAUCAGAAAAGAAGCCUUGCAGAGCAAAGUGUCUGUUUGUGAAACCUGGUUUGAUGCUAGCCUCUGCCAAUGCAGCUCCCAUUAACCAAGACCAGGCCCAUAUCUUCAUAGCUAGUUGGUCUAACUCUACAAAUAUCUGCCUGUAUAACCUACUUAAGACUGCCAAAGAUUUAGAGCACAAGCCAGAUCAGGUUUGGCCAAACGCUGGUAAGACCACAUCAAUGACUACCACACCAUGUACAUCACUCAUUGCUCUCGGACUGGAAGAUGGAUCCAUUGCUCUUUGGGAUAAACAUCUGAGUAUUCCUCUAAUGGCCAGCAAGGUCUUCUCACGCCCCAUCUGCCAUCUGCACAUCCUUCCCCCGCCCCCAACCAAAGGCAUCACUUCCCCUGGUGACAGACUGGAAGCCCUCAAAGCCAAGCCCGAGAUUGCUGUCCUGGUCGGCGAUAGCAAUGGUGACUUAGCGACAGUAUGUUGUUGUUAUGGUGAUAAGCCGACUGUGAAGCCGGUGUAUCGUGGGACAUGGAGGGACAGAAGAGACGGGGCUUGCCAUGUGGCACCUGUCGUUACGUUGCGAGACACGACAUUAUUGGUGACCAAGUUUGGUGAUAUAUACCUCUGCAAUGUCUUUACUGGCAAGAAGCUCUGUCUUGUGAAACUCCCAGAAUCAACUAUUCUCAAAUGUGACAAUGAGAAGCCAGUCAUUUCCUUGGCUGCUGCAGGCCAAAUGCUGUUUGUGAGAGGAGAGAAAGCAAGAGGGAAGAACAAUGCCGCGGAUGGAGCAGAAGCUGAAAAUGAUUUAACCUUUGACCCCAAGCCCACUGUCUAUGCAUAUGGAAUGCACUCCUUUGCUUGCCUGACAAACUUAUGGAGAACAUUGGAUGAUGUAGACACCAAGGCUCCCACUCUCCUUCACACCACACAGGCCAAAGGCAGAUUUGAUAUUCUCUUCUCAAACAGGCUGAAUGAACAGCAGAGCCGUCAGGUACGGAUGCAGGAUCGAUGGAACGCCCUCAAGCAGAAGGCAGCCAAUAGGACUAGGUAGAGUUGGCACAAACAAUCAUAGCUGUUGACAAGAGAUGAGCUGUUGCCAAUUUGAUGUGCAUCCGAAUAACCUUGUUGGCCACUGAUCAGAAAACAAUGAUGUACAUUCAAGCCAAACAUGGUACUUCAGGAUUCAAUAUAAUCAUGCUGGACCAGUUUGAGAAGGCCUGAACAAUGAUACAAUUAAUUGGGACCAGAGAUUGGAGUGUUGCCAAUUUGAUGUGAUGGUGAAUAGUCCCGACAGUCAAAAGAAACUGACAUUACUGUAUUUCAAAUAAGGAGCGUGUGAACUUGAUAACUUGGUAUUUGAUUACUUGAAGCUCCAUCUUCUCAUCACAAGAGAGAACUAGAUAUUUAUAUAAUUCCAUCGACUUCCAAGUUUUCUCAUUUCCAGAAGUCUUAUACAUGGACUAGUAGGAGGUCUUAGCUGUGUAACUGGGUAACUCCUGAUUAGUAAAUUCAGACAAACAUAAUGUCACUUAUGUAAGGUUGUUAUGCCUACCCCUCCCCCCUCCCUUGAGACUGUAGAACUUAAUAUUUGACGUUAUUCAAUGAAUUGAUACUAUGCCUUUAACUGGUCUCCUUAUGUUGAUAUCAUUUAUUUGGAGGAAUAGAUGAAUAUUGACUGUUUCUUCAUAUGUCUUAAAAAAUUGAAAUGAAAUGGGAGGUAUCUCUUACUUUGGAACUGAAAGUCAUUUCCCAGUUAAAGUGAAGUUCAUGUCAAUUGGACCAAACCUUACCAUAUUACUUUUUGAGUGAAAGAUUGAGCCCCCCCCCACACACACACACAGCAUGGUAUGGUAGUUAACUUACUGCGCAGACCAUCUGCAGACCCUUCACUCAUGGAAAGUGGUCUGAAUAUGCAGCUUAUUGUCCCUGCAAUUGACUGGUGUACAGUAGAUCCCUCCCAUUCCUGAAAAUGAAACGGCAAGUUUUAUUAGUGCUAGUCUUGUGUGAAGACCAAGUUAUUGGUCACAUUUUCUAUCAGGGCCUGAGUCUACAGACUAAGAAAUGCAACCAUAGGUAUUGGGGCCUAUAUAUUGGAUAAACUGAAAGUAGUUAAAGGGAGUGGGAAGAGUCAUAUUAAGAAAUGUACAUCACCCAAAUUGCUUCUGAAAAAAGAUAUCCUGAGUGGAAAUUAAUUUUCCUAUGUAUAUACAUGUAUAUAGUUGCAUAGAUUAUAUUAUAAUUUUAAAGAUAUAAAUGUAUCUGUAUAAUUAUUCUGUACAAACAUUUCUACAAAAAGGCUGUGAAUUAUAAGAAGGCUAUGUAUAUUUGUGUACAACAAAAUGAAUAAAAAUGGAUUUUGAUGAAAUGCA
Lytechinus variegatus (green sea urchin) is the source of this 3700-nucleotide messenger RNA. Its product is annotated as WD repeat-containing protein 93-like. The transcript has 13 exons. Gene Ontology annotation, molecular function: protein binding. The record is from RefSeq and is a predicted model, not a curated record. Gene Ontology annotation, biological process: electron transport chain. The coding region runs from base 175 to 2382 and encodes 735 amino acids. Lineage: Eukaryota; Metazoa; Echinodermata; Echinoidea; Temnopleuroida; Toxopneustidae.